UUCCUCACAGCGGAAGGAGACGACGGAUCUCCUGCAGGACAAUGUGAGACAGUUGAUCCAACGCAGUUAGCGAGCAGCCAGGAUGGAAGUAGCGGGGCUAAUUUAACGCGUUUUGCAGCGCCAACACAAGCCGAAUAUCGUUGGGAAUCUUUAGUUUCGAAGCCCCGAGGAUAUGGGGACACUGCGCUGAGACGGAGCGGGCUUUCAGGGCCGAGAAACGGGGGAGAAAGAUGGGGAUGGGUGUCGUGCUGCGGAGCCUGUUGUUGUGUAGUUUUUGUUUUCUCAUACGAGGCGUGCCGCUGCUGCUGUAUGCGAACCGGCGCGACCUCCGUCUGGUGGACGCGGCGCACGAGAAGGCCAACGCCACGGUGGUGGUGGGGGGGCUGGAGGACGCCGCGGCCGUGGACUACGUCUACGCGCGGGGCCUCAUCUACUGGAGCGACGUGAGCGAAGAGGCCAUCAAACGCACCGUGUUCAACCAAUCGGGGGCCAGCGCGGUUCAGACGGUGGUCCCCGGGCUGGCCUCGCCCGAUGGACUGGCCUGCGAUUGGCUGGGGAGUAAACUCUACUGGACGGACUCGGAAACCAAUCGCAUCGAGGUGGCCGAGCUGGACGGCUCGCUGAGGAAGGUUCUGUUCUGGCAGGAGCUGGACCAGCCCAGGGCCAUCGCUCUGGACCCCGAACGAGGGUACAUGUACUGGACCGACUGGGGCGAGAUCCCAAAGAUCGAGCGUGCUGGGAUGGACGGGACCAACCGGUCCAUGAUCAUCGACCGGGACAUCUACUGGCCCAACGGUCUGACCCUGGACUACAGCCAGGAGAAGCUCUACUGGGCCGACGCCAAACACAACUUCAUCCACCGCGCCAGCCUGGACGGCACCUCCAGGUACUCGCCACAAACACCCCUCCCAAAACCCCUGCACCUCCAGGUACUCGCCACCAACACCCCUCCCAAAAACCCUGUACCUCCAGGUACUCGCCACAAACACCCCUCCCAAAAAACCUGUACCUCCCAGGUACUCGCCACACACCCUCCCAAAAACCCUGUACCUCCAGGUACUACCACAAACCCUCCUAAAACCUCCUGUACCUCCAGGUACGACCACAAACCUCCUAAAAGCCUGUACCUCCAGGUACUCGCUACAAACACUCCUCCUAAAACCCCUGUACCCCUCCAGGUACUCGCCACAAACACCCCUCCCAAAAACCCUGUACCUCCAGGUACACGCCACAAACACCCCUCCCAAAAACCCCUGUACCUCCAGGUACUCGCACACAAACACCCCCCUCCUAAAACCCUGUACCUCCAGGUACUUCUCACAAACACUCCUCCUAAAACCCCUGUACCUCCAGGUACACGUCACAAACACCCUCCUAAAAACCCUGUACCUCCAGGUACUCUCGCCACAAACACCCUCCUAAAAACUCUGUACCUCCAGGUACUCGCCACAAACACCCCUCCUAAAAACCUCCUGUACCUCCAGGUACCUCCCCCCACAAACACCCCUCCCAAAAACCCUGUACCUCCAGGUACUCGCCACAAACACCCCUCCCAAAAACCCUGUACCUCCAGGUACUCGCCACAAACACCCCUCCCAAAACCCCUGUACCUCCAGGUACUCGCCACAAACACCCCUCCCAAAAACCCUGUACCUCCAGGUACUCGCCACAAACACCCCUCCCAAAAACCCUGUACCUCCAGGUACUCGCCACAAACACCCCUCCCAAAAACCCUGUACCUCCAGGUACUCUCAGCCACAAACACUCCCUCCAAAAACCCUGUACUCCCAGGUAACCUCCCACAAACACCCUCCCGAAAAACCCUGUACCUCCAGGUACUCGCCACAAACACCCCUCCCAAAAACCCCUGCACCUCCAGGUACUGCCACAAACACCCUCCUAAAAACCUUGUACCUCCAGGUACUCGCUACAAACACCCUCCUAAAACCCUGCCCCUCCGUGGUACUCGCCACAAACACCCUCCUAAAACCCUGUACCUCCAGGUACUCUCGCCACAAACACCCUCCUCAAAAACCCCUGUACCUCCAGGUACUCGCUACAAACACCCUCCUAAAACCCCUGUACCGUCCAGGUACUGCUACAAACACCCUCCUAAAACCCUGUACCUCCAGGUACUCGCUUCACACAAACACCCUCCUCCUAAAACCCCUGCACCCUCCAGUAAUCGCCACAAACACCCUCCCAAAACCCACCUGCAUACGUACUCGCACAAACACCCUCCUAAAACCCCUCUGUACCUUCCAGGUACUCUCGCCACACAAACACCCCUCCCAAAAACCCUGUACCUCCAGGUACUCGCCACAAACACCCCUCCCAAAAACCCUGUACCUCCAGGUACUCGCCACAAACACCCCUCCCAAAAACCCUGUACCUCCAGGUACUCGCCACAAACACCCUCCCAAAAACCCUGUACCUCCAGGUACUUCGGCCACAAACACCCUCCUAAAACCCUGUACCUCCAGGUACUCGCCACAAACACCCCUCCCAAAAACCCUGUACCUCCAGGUACUCGCCACAAACACCCCUCCCAAAACCUGUACCUCCAGGUACUCGCCACAAACACCCUCCUAAAAACCUGUACCUCCAGGUACGCCACAAACACCCUCCUAAAACCUGUACCUCCAGUGGCCACCAGUCUGUGCACGGUGAAGAAUGGAGGCUGUUCCCACCUCUGCCUGCUCUCCCCGGUGAAGCCCUUCUUUCAGUGCGCCUGUCCCACCGGAGUCCAGCUGCUGGAGGACGGCAAGACCUGCCGAGACGGUGCGACCCAGAUGCUUCUCUUGGCGCGGCGCACCGACCUGCGGCGCAUCUCUCUGGACAUGCCGGACUUCACCGACAUAAUCCUGCCGGCCGAGGACAUCCGGCACGCCAUCGCCGUGGACUACGACCCCGUGGACGGCCUCGUGUACUGGACCGACGACGACGUCAAGGCCAUCCGGCGCUCGCGGCUGGACGGCAGCGACGCCGAGUUCGUGGUCACGUCGCAGGUCAACCACCCGGACGGCAUCGCGGUGGACUGGAUCGCCCGGAACCUGUACUGGACCGACACCGGCACGGACCGCAUCGAGGUCACGCGCCUCAACGGCACCAUGCGCAAGAUCCUGAUCUCGGAGGACCUGGACGAGCCGCGCGCGAUCGUGCUGGACCCGGUCGCAGGCUACAUGUACUGGACAGACUGGGGUGAGGUGCCAAAGAUAGAGCGUGCUGACCUGGACGGGACGGAGCGCCUGGUGAUGGUCAACACGUCUCUGGGAUGGCCCAACGGUCUCGCCCUCGACUACGACGAACGCAAACUCUACUGGGGGGACGCCAAGACGGACAAGAUCGAGGUCCGUCUCCGAGCUCGUCUCAUCUUCUGUCUUAUCUUAGGUUUCUAUUGUCACAGCAACUACAGACCUUCAUCACAGCAGACAUGUUGUGGUGAUGAAACCCCAGGUCUGAGUCCCAGGCUGCUGGUUGGAGGGAAGUUGCCCCCUCCGGGAUCCGUCUCUGUGUCUCUAGAUCUCGUCUCUCUCUGUCUCUAUAUCCUGCCCUCACAAGGGUCUCCUAUAUCUGUGUUCCCUUUCAGUUGUGUGCUCUCCAAAAACCCUGUACCUCCAGGUACUGCGCCACAGCCACCCUCCAAAACCCCUGCCUCAGGUACUGCGCUGGCCACGCCCCAAAACCCCUGCACCUCCAGGUACUGGGCCACAAACACCCCUCCCAAAAACUCUGUACCCCACUCGGGUACUACUUCCCGGCCUCCCAAAAACUCUGUACCUCCGAAUUUUCGCUACAAACACCCCUCCCAAAACCCUGUACCUACAGGUACUGGCUUCACAAACACCCCUCCCAAAACCCUGUGUACCUCCAGGUACUACGCCACAAACACCCCACUCCCAAAAACCCUGGUACCUCCAGUGUGCAUUGCGCUACAAACUUACCCUCCCAAAAGCCUGUACCUCCAGGUGGCUGGCUACACACACACCCCCCAAAAACCCUGUACCUCCAGGUACUCGCCACAAACACCCCUCCCAAAAACCCUGUACCUCCAGGUACUCGCCACAAACACCCCUCCCAAAAACCCUGCACCUCCCAGAUAUUCGCUACAAGCCACCCUCCCAAAACCCUGUACCUCCAAGUACCUUGCCACAAACACCCCUCCCAAAACCCUGCACCUCCAGAUUUUCAUGCAAACACCCUCCCAAAACCCCUGCACCUCCAGUACUUACCAUGCACAAACACCCCUCCCAAAAACCCAGCACCUCAAGGAUGUACUGCAUUACAAGACCCCCUCCCAAAAGACCCUGCACCUCCAGGUUGCACAAGCACAAACACCCCUCCCAAAACCCUGCACCUCAAGGUGCACACGCCACAAGUACACCCCUCCCAAACCCUGCACCUCGGGGUACUUUAAGCCACAAACCCCCCUCCCAAAACCCUGUACCUCCAGGUCGCCUUUAACCCCCUCCCACAAACACCCACUCAAAAAACCACUGCACCUCCGGGUGCUGCACAAACACCCUCCCAAAACCCUGUACCUCAGGUGCCAUACAAACACCCCUCCAAAACCCCUGCACCUCCAGACAUUACCGCACCCCCCUCCAAAAACCGCACACCUCCAGGUAUUGCACAAACACCUCCGAAACCCUGUUACCUCCGGUGCUUUCGCCACAAACACCCCUCCCAAAAACCCUGUACCUCCAGGUUUGCUCGCUACAAACACCCACUACCAAGAACCCUGUACCUCCAGGUGUUCAAUUGCCACAAACACCCCUCCCAAAACCCUGGCCACCUCCCGGUUGCCACAAGCCCUCGCCACCCCUCCCAAAACCCACAGCCGCACUCCAGGUUUUCGCCACAAGCUAACCCCUCCCAAAAAGCCUGUACCUCCAGUUUGCCUCGCCACAAACACCCCCUCCCAAAAACCUGUACCUCCAGGUUUUGCCUGCCACAAACCCCCUCCCCAAAACCUGUGCCUCCGGGUGCAUUCGCCACAAACACCCCUCCCAAAAAAAACCUGUACCUCCAGGUUUCGCCACAAACCGCCCCCUCCCAAAAACCUUGGCACCUCCAGGUACCUUUGCGCCACAAACACCCCUCCCAAAAACCUGUGCCUCCAGUGUGCGAUACAAACUACCCCUUCCAAAAACCCUGUACCUCCGGGUGCACUUUUCGCCACAAACACCCCCUCCCAAAAAACACCUGUACCUCCAGGUGACUUGCCCCACACACCCCUCCCAAAACCCUGUACCUCCAGGGAGGUGGUGGUUAAAGGGGAGCUACCUCACCCGUUCGCCCUCACCCUGUACGAGGACACGCUGUUCUGGACCGACUGGAACACCCACUCCAUCCACUCCUGCAGGAAACAGACCGGCGCCGAGCAGCGCGUGGUCCACUCAGACAUCUUCUCGCCCAUGGACAUCCACGUCUUCAGCGCCAACAGACAAAACAUCCUGGCCACCAGUCUGUGCACGGUGAAGAAUGGAGGCUGUUCCCACCUCUGCCUGCUCUCCCCGGUGAAGCCCUUCUUUCAGUGCGCCUGUCCCACCGGAGUCCAGCUGCUGGAGGACGGCAAGACCUGCCGAGACGGUGCGACCCAGAUGCUUCUCUUGGCGCGGCGCACCGACCUGCGGCGCAUCUCUCUGGACAUGCCGGACUUCACCGACAUAAUCCUGCCGGCCGAGGACAUCCGGCACGCCAUCGCCGUGGACUACGACCCGUGGGCUGACCUGGGUGUACUGGACCGGCACGGCGGCGUCAAGGCCAUCCGGCGCUUCAGCGGCUGGGCCGGCAGCGGCGCGCGAGUUAGUGGUCACGUCGCAGGUCAACCACCGGACGGCAUCGCGGUGGACUGGGUGCGCCGGAACCUGUACUGGACCGACACGGCCACGGACCCGCACGAGUCCACGCAGCGCCUCAAGCGGCACCAUCACGCCAAGAUCCUGAUCUCGGAGGACCUGGACGAGCCGCGCGCGAUCGUGCUGGACCCGGUCGCAGGCUACAUGUACUGGACAGACUGGGGUGAGGUGCCAAAGAUAGAGCGUGCUGACCUGGACGGGACGGAGCGCCUGGUGAUGGUCAACACGUCUCUGGGAUGGCCCAGCAGGGUCUGCCCUCGAGCUCCGACGAGGCAUAAACUCUACUGGGGGCCGCCAAGGCCGGACAAGAUCGAGCCGCCGGCGCUCACAACCACGCAGCGCCAGUUCAUCAUCGACCAGCUGCCCGACCUCAUGGGCCUCAAGGCCACGUACGUCCACUCGUCCUCCGGUACCAACCCUUGUGCAGAGAGUAAUGGCGGCUGCAGCCACCUGUGUCUCUACAAGCCGCUGGGCGUGCAGUGCGGCUGUCCCAUCGGCCUGGAGCUGAUCGCCGACAUGAGGACGUGCAUCGUGCCCGAGGCCUUCCUGCUCUUCUCCCGGCACACCGACAUCCGCCGCAUCUCCCUGGAGACCAACAACAACAACGUGGCCAUCCCGCUCACCGGCGUCAAGGAGGCCUCGGCGCUCGACUUCGACAUCACCGACAACCGCAUCUACUGGACCGACAUUACUCUGAAGACCAUCAGCCGGGCCUUCAUGAACGGCAGCGCCCUGGAGCACGUGGUGGAGUUCGGCCUGGACUACCCAGAGGGCAUGGCGGUGGACUGGCUGGGGAAGAACCUGUACUGGGCCGACACCGGCACCAACCGCAUCGAGGUGGCCAAACUGGACGGGCAGCACCGGCAGGUCCUGGUCUGGAAGGAUCUGGACAGUCCGCGCGCUCUGGCUCUGGAUCCCGCAGAAGGGUACAUGUACUGGACGGAGUGGGGGGGGAAGCCGAAGAUCGACCGAGCGGCGAUGGACGGGACGGGGCGCAUCACGCUGGUGGCCGACGUGGGCCGAGCCAACGGGCUCACCAUCGACUACGCCGAGCGCCGCCUGUACUGGACCGACCUCGACACCACGCUCAUCGAGUCCUCCAACAUGCUAGGUCAGGACCGCGAGGUGAUAGCCGAUGACCUCCCUCACCCGUUCGGCCUCACCCAGUACCAGGACUACAUCUACUGGACGGACUGGAGCCAGCGCAGCAUCGAGCGCGCCAACAAGACCAGCGGGCAGAACCGCACCGUGAUCCAGGGCCACCUGGACUACGUCAUGGACAUCCUGGUCUUCCACUCGUCCCGGCAGGGCGGCUGGAACGCCUGCGCCUCCACCAACGGGCACUGCUCGCACCUCUGCCUCGCCGUGCCCGUCAGCAGCUUCGUGUGCGGCUGCCCCGCCCACUUCUCCCUCAACUACGACAACAAGACCUGCAGCGCUCCGACCUCCUUCCUGCUGUUCAGUCAGAAGUCGGCCAUCAACCGCAUGGUGAUCGACGAGCAGCAGAGUCCCGACAUCAUCCUGCCGAUCCACAACCUGAGGAACGUGCGAGCGAUCGACUACGACCCGCUGGACAAACAGCUGUACUGGAUCGACUCCAAGCAGAACAUCAUCCGCCGCGCUCAGGACGACGGGAACCAGAGUGUGAUCGUGGUGCCGAGUUCUCUGGCCGGGCCCAGCCAGGGUCUGCAGCUGUACGACCUGAGCAUCGACAUCUACAGCCGCUUCAUCUACUGGACCAGCGAGGUCACCAACGUCAUCAACGUGACCCGCACGGACGGCAGCCGAGUCGGUGUGGUGCUGAGAGGAGAGCACGACAAGCCCAGAGCCAUCGUGGUCAACCCGGAGAGAGGGUACAUGUACUUCACCAACCUGCUGGAGCGCUCUCCGAAGAUCGAGCGCGCGGCGCUGGACGGGACGGAGCGAGAGGUUUUGUUCUUCAGCGGUUUGGGGAAGCCCGUGGCGCUGGCCAUCGAUAACGAGCUGGGGAAGCUGUUCUGGGUCGACUCGGACCUGAGGCGCAUCGAGAGCAGCGAUCUCUCCGGAGCCAAUCGGAUCGUGAUCGCAGACUCCAACAUCCUGCAGCCCGUGGGCCUGACGGUGUUCGGGAACCACCUGUACUGGAUCGACAAGCAGCAGCAGAUGAUCGAACGCAUCGACAAAACCACGCGGGAGGGCCGCACCAAGAUCCAGGCGCGCAUCCCCUACCUCAGCGAUAUCCACGCCGUGCACGAGCUCGACAUGAGCGAGUACAGUAAACACCCGUGCACCUGGGACAACGGCGGCUGCUCCCACAUCUGCAUCGUGAAGGGAGACGGGACGACUCGCUGCUCGUGUCCCGUCCACCUGGUGCUGCUGCAGGACGAGCUCUCCUGUGGAGAGCCCCCCACCUGCUCCCCGGAGCAGUUCUCCUGCACCUCCGGCGAGGUUGACUGCAUCCCGAAGGCCUGGAGGUGCGAUGGCUACCCCGAGUGUGACGACGGCAGCGACGAGGAGAACUGUCCCGUCUGCUCCGAGUCGGAGUUCCAGUGCGACAGCCGGCAGUGCAUCGACCUGAGCCUGCGCUGCAACGGAGAGGUCAACUGCCAGGACCGCUCGGACGAGAACAAGUGUGAAGUACGCUGUCCUCCAGACCAGUUCACCUGCUCUAACGGUCAGUGCAUCGGGAAACACAAGAAGUGCGACCACAACAUGGACUGCACCGACAACUCCGAUGAGAUCGGCUGCUACCCGACAGAGGACCCCCCUCCUCCGUCCAACAACACCAUCGGCUCCAUCGUGGGCGUGGUCAUGGCGCUGUUCGUGGUGGGCGGGGUCUGCAGGCCAGCCCUCGUCCCAGAUGAAGGACCGGACUGCAGACCACCAACCCACUGCGUGCACCGAUCCCAUCGUGCCGCUGGCAUCGCCCGCACCCAAGCGUCUCUUCCAGCCUGCACAUACUGGUCUGAUACCCAGUACUGGUCUGAUACCCAGUACUGGUCUGAUACCAGCAUUUUAGGCAGUAUCAAAGGUUUUUCAGGUACUGGUAUCGGUAUCAGAACAUCUCUAUAG
Messenger RNA from Perca fluviatilis (European perch), 8912 nucleotides. RefSeq lists its product as uncharacterized. NCBI's taxonomy places the organism in Eukaryota, Metazoa, Chordata, Actinopteri, Perciformes, Percidae. Gene Ontology annotation, biological process: chemical synaptic transmission; canonical Wnt signaling pathway; receptor-mediated endocytosis involved in cholesterol transport. Gene Ontology annotation, molecular function: protein binding. The record is from RefSeq and is a predicted model, not a curated record.